Molecule: messenger RNA, 3291 nt
Organism: Orussus abietinus
Lineage: Eukaryota; Metazoa; Arthropoda; Insecta; Hymenoptera; Orussidae
Product: zinc finger protein 93
Exons: 5
Coding region: 652-3084 (810 amino acids)
Biological process (GO): regulation of transcription by RNA polymerase II
Cellular component (GO): nucleus
Molecular function (GO): zinc ion binding; RNA polymerase II cis-regulatory region sequence-specific DNA binding; DNA-binding transcription factor activity
Source: RefSeq, a predicted model, not a curated record
CUCACUGAAUAGAAAUACCAAAGAUGGAUGGAAAUACAUUUCUAGUUACGUUUGCAUUCAUCGGUUAAACCCAUCUAAUGACUGAAAAUUCAAGAAUGAGAAAAACUUUUCAAAUAACCCGCCGUAUCCAUAAUAUUAGAUUUUAGUUCGGCCAUUUUCACUAUAGCGGCGGUAACGGUAAUUUCUACUCCGCUGACAGUGAAUUUAUUCCCUUUUUUAUGAUUUCUCCUACUCUCUGAAUCGCGACGGUGGCAGCACUGAAUAAAAUUGUUUGGAACUGAUUUCAAGCGGUGGCUGCUUGUCAUUUUUUGUAACUUUCUAUAAAUAUUGAAACGUUAAUGGUGUACAUACGUUUCAAUCGCCAUUCACUCGUGUACGUACUAUUAGAGUAUAACUUGUAACGCUCAUAAAUGAGCAUUUUAUUUAACAUACAGGAGAAAGUAUUAUUAAUCUCAAGAUCUAAUAAAUAAAUGCUGUUUGAUGUCACGUAAACUUUUUCAUAGUGACAAUGCACCAAAAUCCGGAAUUUCUUACAGCUUGUAAUGGUCAAAUCAGAAUUUAUAUUUAAAACUUAAAGAAGAGGUGAGGCCUCAGUUAGCAAGUGGGUAAAUCGAGAUAUGGUUUACAAUCUUUACAUUCAAUCCUGAAGACAUGAUGUGUGAAAAAAAUCAAACAGAUCCAAAUACUGAAUCGGAGUUCCAUUCCAUUUCAAUUAAACUAUCAAAUCUAUGUCGUUUAUGUGGAAAUGUAGCUGUGAAUGGAAUUGAAAUAUUUAGUGCCAAGGGUAUUGAAUUUAAACUGCAGGACAAAAUAUCAAUGCAUAUGCCAAUUACCGUUGACUCUAAAGAUAUAAUGCCCUUAAGAAUCUGCUUAAAUUGUCGUACAAAAUUAGAGAUGACACACUCAUUGGUCACUGCUUGUGUACGAACCGACAUUAAUAUUCGAAAACUCUUGAAUAUUCAUGAAACGGUGGAAUAUGCAAACAAAUUUCAGUCACUUAUAGAACAUUGCUCUAUGCAAGUAGAUUCUAACAAAUGUGGGAAUGACAUGGUCGAUAAUGAAUCUGUGCCAUUAAUUUCUAAAAAUGAUGAAGUCUGUAAUAUAAAAGAAUAUAACAAGCCGGAAUCUUUAAUGAUCUCUGAAUUAGAACAUGUAGCAGUUUUAUCCCAACAUUCUGAAUUAUCCAACAAUAUCGAUAUGAGUAAUAUGGAAGACUUAAUAAUUAAUGAUGAAACAAAUGAUGAUACAAAUGCAAAUUCUCUUAAUGAGUUUGAAACUUUUACUGAGAUAAAAAAUACAAAGAAUAAUCCAACACUGGCCUUUUCAACAAAUAAUGAUGUUCGUAUAGAUAAAACUAAUCCAAUUACAUAUUUUAUUAAUAAAAAGGAAGGAAUGUUUAAAAAUCAUUCUGAUUUGUGUGGAAAUAAGAAUAACUUGGCUCAUAAAAGUAAUGAAAUAUUAUGUGCGCAAGUUGAUUGUACAGACAUUUCCGAAAUUUCAGACACAAUAAGUUUUAACUUAAAUCAAAGAACAUGCGAUGUCUGUAAAGAUACAUUUGAUAAUGAAGAGAUCUUUCAAGAACAUAUAAUUGUACACAAUAAACUUCCUCAUGAAUUAAACUCGGAUCUAGAUAUUGAUGAGACUUUAGUGGGGAAUCAAACCAGCAAUAAUAUGAAUGAUCAAGCCAAAUUAAAGACAAGUGAUCUGAAUGUCCCAAAUAGAAGAUGUGGUUACUGCCAAGCAAUAUUUUCAGUGCCAAAAGAAUUGCAAAUACAUAUAUCCGAAUAUCAUGGAGAACAAGUACCAUUCAAAUGUAGCUUGUGCGAUAAGACUUAUCAAAAGUGGUCGAAUUUGGAUGUUCAUGAAGCAACUCAUAGGCUGGAUAAACCUUAUCUUUGUGAUCUUUGUGGUAAAAGCUUUAAGCAUUCUAAUAAUUUAAGAGGUCACAAGAGAACUCAUUUAGAUGUAUCAAAAAAGAAACGACAUGUUUGUGAUAUAUGUGGAAAUGCCUACCGAUCUAGAUUUCAUCUGCGGGAGCACAUGAACCAACAUGAUGGAAACAAGCCUUACCCAUGCGAGGAAUGCGGGAAGGCCUUCUAUAAGAGGAUACAGUUACGGCAACAUAAGCUGUCCCACGGGCUAAACAAGUACGCCUGUCCAGUUUGUGGAAUGACCUUUAAUCGUAGAGGAAAUAUGAAUGCUCAUCUCAAGAGACACAACAAUAGAGAAGGCACUUAUGCUUGUAGUGUUUGCGAAUAUCGAUGCAGCUCGAUGAGCGAAUUAAAGUUGCAUAGGAAACAACAUUCCGAAACAGACAUCAUAGAGAGUAUUAAGAAGAAAUCUAGUAACAAAACAGUGUGGCAGUGUGAAGUGUGUGCACGAGUGUUUUCAAAGCGUGCUGCUCUAUUGAACCAUGAACGGAUACACACAGGGGACAAAGUAAGGAUAGAAUGUGACAUUUGUGGCAAGAAGUUAGCGAGCAAAAGUUCUCUGGCAUACCAUAAAAAAUCAAUUCACUCAAAUGAAAGACCUCACAUGUGUCAAUAUUGUGGGGAAUCUUACGUGUCUAAAGAGGCACGUCUAAUACACGAAAGAGUCCAUACUGGAGAACGUCCAUAUGUCUGUAAAAUAUGUAAUAUGCGAUAUAGAUGCUCGAGCAAUUUGAGUCAACAUAUGAAAAUCCAUUCAGAAGUUCGACCUCAUGCAUGCAGUUACUGCAAUAAAAGUUUCGCUCGUAAAAGUGCACUAAGUGUUCAUGAGCGAAUUCACACAGGUAUUAAGCCAUUUGCUUGCUUGACGUGUAAUAAAACUUUCGCACAAAAAAACGACAUGCUUAAGCAUACGAAAACUCGCCACUCGAAAUCGAUACAAUGCGAGCAAUGCGACGAAAAGUUUUCCACAAAAAGGGACAUUUUAAAGCACAUGGCAAAACACGAUCACGAAUCCUUCCCAGAAUCGUCAAAAGGUCCUACCAUGAAUGAAUUUGAGGACAUGUCACAGCAGUUGGAAACAUACACCUUAAGUCUACCCUGCAUACCUAUUGAAUCUUCAACGGAACCAGAAAUUGUUCAUAAUACUGAAUAAUUCAUUCUUCUCGAACCUUGUUCCGGCACAUUCGACUCGUGAGAUUCAUAUAGAUACAAUUAUGCGUUUUUAAUAUUAGAUUCGCUAAAAGUUUGUUAUAUUUAUAACCUUAAAUGUUUAUAUGUAUUAUUUGUAUAUUAACAUUGUAUAUUUUCAAAGAUGAAUGACUUAAUUACUAAAGGAAUAUAUGCAAAAUGUCAAUGUUGA